AUGUCCACCACGAUGGCGACACGACAACAAUGCCCGGACAUGUUACUACGUGUCGAGGCGAAAAAUGAGCCACGCGGAUGCGUACCAGUACUGAUUUCAAACUCUUCACAUUUGUUGCGUAUAGAAUGUGAUUCAGAGAACUCUUUCGUAAGCUCGCUUAUGAAGCCACAAUCGGCAGCAUGGAUUGAUGCACGGGCUCGGUUUGAUAUAGUUGACGGGUCAGCUGGGUUAUUCGCUCCAGGAUUCGUGUUGCGAUGGCCUAACGGCAAAAUUGUCCGUUUCACCAAUUGGGCAUACGGCAACGGUGUGGAACUAAUCGAUCGCGCCACAAAAUGCGUACAUCUGUUGUCAUCCGGAGAAUGGCGAAACGCGGCAUGCGAUACCCCGGCUACCGUAAUUUGUGAGAGGAAGUUGCACCGGCCUACAGUUCGGUAUUGCCCGAAACACUGGCUCUACAUGGACGCUACACAAUCCUGUUACAGAGCCAUAACACGAACUAAUAUGACCAUUUUAGAUGCGGAUAACCGUUGUUUUCAAUUAGGUGCAGAACAUCAUCACGACGCAAUGCUUGCAAGUAUAAGCGACGAACAAGAAAACCAAUUUGUUAAAGAUCUUGCCCGUGAGAAAAAUCCUACUUUUGAUUUUGUAAUGCUCGGGGGUUUCGGUCGAUCAAACAACGGUGAUAAAUGGCAAUGGAUGGACGGCACCCCGUUUACCUACCAAAAUUGGGAUCGCGGCAUGCCUUUCGGGAGGUCAUGA
Necator americanus (New World hookworm) is the source of this 759-nucleotide messenger RNA. RefSeq lists its product as uncharacterized. Lineage: Eukaryota; Metazoa; Nematoda; Chromadorea; Rhabditida; Ancylostomatidae. The record is from RefSeq and is a predicted model, not a curated record. The transcript is spliced from 8 exons. Bases 1 to 759 code for a protein of 252 amino acids.